UAUUGUGGUUGGCUGUUUGUACUUCCGGUGUCACGGGUCAACUCCUCCGAGAAGAAGCAAGGAUCAGAGAAAAUCGUCGCACAACGACUGAAAAACAAUCAAAGUCAUGUCCCACACCAUCCUGCUGGUGCAGCCCACCAAGAGGCCAGAGGGAAGGACAUACGCUGAUUAUGAAUCCGUCAACGAGUGUAUGGAAGGUGUGUGUAAGAUGUACGAGGAACACUUAAAGAGAAUGAACCCCAACAGUCCCUCAAUAACAUACGACAUCAGCCAGCUGUUUGACUUCAUCGAUGACCUGGCUGACCUCAGCUGUUUGGUGUAUCGUGCCGACACACAGACGUACCAGCCGUACAACAAGGACUGGAUCAAAGAGAAGAUCUACGUGCUGCUCCGCCGUCAGGCCCAGCAGGCUGGAAAGUGAAGCCUCUGAGGAGGCGGAGCGUCGAGGAGGGUCAACAUCAUUUUUCUGAUCUGUAACUUGUGUUGAAAUUGUUUGAGUCACCUGUUUUGAGAAGUUUUUGACAAAGUUUUUUAAAGUUUCUUUUUUUUCUCAUGAAGGGGAGGUGCAUUUUGUAUUUUAAUGUUUGCCUUAUUAAUAAAGAUUUCAUUUAAAUAACUAAA
Messenger RNA from Centropristis striata (black sea bass), 621 nucleotides. RefSeq names its product enhancer of rudimentary homolog. NCBI's taxonomy places the organism in Eukaryota, Metazoa, Chordata, Actinopteri, Perciformes, Serranidae. The transcript is spliced from 4 exons. The record is from RefSeq and is a predicted model, not a curated record. The coding region runs from base 107 to 421 and encodes 104 amino acids.